This is a messenger RNA of Fonsecaea multimorphosa CBS 102226, 1407 nucleotides long. Its product is annotated as citrate synthase, mitochondrial. Lineage: Eukaryota; Fungi; Ascomycota; Eurotiomycetes; Chaetothyriales; Herpotrichiellaceae. Bases 1 to 1407 code for a protein of 468 amino acids. Gene Ontology annotation, cellular component: mitochondrial matrix. Gene Ontology annotation, biological process: carbohydrate metabolic process; citrate metabolic process; tricarboxylic acid cycle. The transcript is spliced from 3 exons. The record is from RefSeq and is a predicted model, not a curated record.
AUGGCUUCUUCUCUUCGCUUGGGGAGCACCCUGCUCCGUUCAUCGACCCGGCCCUUGGUCCAAAAAGCCGCCUACAAUGGCGUCCGUUGCGCAAGCACGCAGUCCCUGAAAGAGGUCUUCGCUUCCAAGGUCCCUGGCGAGAUUGAGAAAGUCAAGAAGCUGAGAAAAGACUAUGGCUCCAAAGUCAUUGGCGAAGUCACCCUGGACCAAGUCUACGGCGGUGCUCGAGGCAUCAAGUCGCUGGUCUGGGAAGGCUCCGUUCUUGAUUCAGAAGAAGGUAUCAGGUUCCGUGGAAGGACUAUCCCGGAAUGCCAGGAAGUCCUUCCCAAGGCUCCUGGCGGCGAGGAGCCUCUGCCUGAAGGCCUAUUCUGGCUGCUCCUCACCGGCGAGGUCCCCAGUGAGCAGCAGGUCCGAGACCUGUCUGCAGACUGGGCUGCUCGAUCAGAUCUUCCCAAAUUCGUCGAAGAGCUCAUCGACCGUUGUCCUAGCGAUAUGCAUCCUAUGGCCCAAUUUUCGAUUGCCGUCGUCGCGCUCGAGCACACCUCCGAGUUCGCCAAAGCCUAUGCCAAGGGCAUCAACAAGAAGGACUACUGGUCGUACACUUUCGAGGACUCUAUGAAUCUCAUUGCCAAGCUGCCCACAAUUGCCGCAAAGAUCUACCGCAACGCAUACAAGGAUGGCAAGGUUGCUCCUAUCCAGAAAGACAAGGACUACGGCUUCAACUUGGCCAACCAGCUUGGCUACGGCGACAACGCCGACUUCGUUGAGCUUAUGCGUCUGUAUCUCACCAUCCACUCCGACCACGAGGGUGGCAAUGUCAGCGCACACACCACUCACUUGGUCGGCAGCGCUCUGAGCUCUCCUAUGCUGUCCCUUGCUGCCGGUCUCAACGGUUUGGCCGGGCCUCUCCACGGUUUGGCCAACCAGGAAGUCUUGAACUGGCUCACCAAGAUGAAGGAGAGCAUUGGUGAUGAUCUCAGCGACCAGAAGAUCACCGACUACCUCUGGGAGACCCUGAACGGUGGCCGUGUCGUUCCUGGCUAUGGCCAUGCUGUCCUCCGCAAGACCGAUCCCCGUUACGUCUCUCAGCGCGAGUUCGCUCUUCGCAAGCUUCCCAAUGACCCCAUGUUCAAGCUGGUCAGCCAGGUCUACAAGAUUGCCCCCGGGGUCUUGACCAAGCACGGCAAGACCAAGAACCCCUACCCCAAUGUUGACGCUCACUCGGGUGUCCUUUUGCAAUACUACGGAUUGACCGAAGCCAACUACUACACUGUCCUCUUUGGUGUCUCUCGCGCUCUUGGUGUCCUACCGCAACUCAUCAUCGACCGUGCUCUUGGUGCACCCAUCGAGCGACCUAAGUCCUUCAGCACCGAAGCAUAUGCCAAACUCGUUGGUGCUUCAUUGUGA